Mya arenaria is the source of this 2211-nucleotide messenger RNA. Its product is annotated as dihydrofolate reductase-like. Gene Ontology annotation, biological process: glycine biosynthetic process; folic acid metabolic process; tetrahydrofolate biosynthetic process. Gene Ontology annotation, molecular function: NADP binding; dihydrofolate reductase activity. The transcript is spliced from 4 exons. Lineage: Eukaryota; Metazoa; Mollusca; Bivalvia; Myida; Myidae. Gene Ontology annotation, cellular component: mitochondrion. The record is from RefSeq and is a predicted model, not a curated record. The coding region runs from base 1 to 360 and encodes 119 amino acids.
AUGACCGGUGAUCAUUGUAUUGAGACUGACGUUCAAGGCAUAGUCCCUCAUGAGAGUUUGUUGAAGGUUGUUGGGAGUUUUGAAGAGUCACUUGUGUUUAUUGAUGAGCUGGCGGAGACGGAGUGCGUAGACAGUGUUUGGAUAAUGGGUGGGAGCCAUCUGUACCAGGAGUCUUUGGCCCAUCCACGCUGCCGGAAACUUUACUUGACGCACGUAAAUACGGACUUCCAAUCCGAUACAUACUUCCCGGAGUUCGAAAACGGCUUUAAGGAAAUACCAAACGAUGUUUCGGACAUCACGAGGCAUGAAGAAAAUGGUGUUUCCUUUGACUUUAAGCUUUACGAAAGGAUGUCGUCAUAAGAUCAAGCCAGACUAUGACAUUCAUAUGUUGUACACAUACACACCAGAUUUUAGACAGUAAUCCCAUGGAAGCUAUUGAAGCAUGUGUAUAAGACUAUAAGAUGUUAUGAAAUUGUCAAAUUGACUGAAGAAUCAGGGAGGUAACAAAAUUCUGUGUCAUAUCAAUGCAUUAUUUAGCUAAUUAGAUGAAAACAUGGGUGCCGUGGUUAACUCACACGUGUUUCUUACCCCAAAACUUGCCACAAAUGUCCACCAUAUUGAGACAAUGUUCAAACUGCAUGUUCCAACCAAUUUGGCUAAUGGUCAAUGUCACACGGAGUGCUCAAUUGUCGUAUGACUAAAUUUCGUGUCUGCUCCAUAUCUCGUAAACCGCUUAAAGGAUUUCUAAAUAACUCGUAACACCAUAUUGAAACGAUGUGCAGAGCGCAUGUUAAAACCAGCUCGCUUCAUGAUCAAGUUCACACACAGAAGUCAAAGGUCAGAUUUGACCAUAAAAUUGCUAUGGUUCGUGUCCGUCCCAUAUCUCUUGUAAUGCAGGCAGAGUUUUGUUCGGGUAUGACUAAAAUACGAAAAUAGGCUAUUUUCGCGAAAAUAAGGUUAUUUUUUGAUGAAAAUAAGUUAUUUUCGCGAAAAUUUCGGAAAAAAAUGUUAGUUUUUGAAUAAAAUAAAGUUAAUUUCGCGGAAAUAAGUUUUGGUAAAAAUCUGAAAAUAGGGUUAGUUUUGGCGAAAAUAACAUCUUUGACAAACAUGUAGUUUGAUAAAAAAAUCUGGAAAGUUUUGGCGAAAAUUACAUUUUUUUGGUAAUUAUGUACUUAGUUUGGGCUAAAAUAAAGUUAUUUUUAUCAAAAUCUGAUUUUCGCAAAAAUAACUUGAUUUUAAUAAACUAAAUACAUUAUUGUCGAAAAAUGUUAUUUUCGCCAAAACUAACUCUAUUUUCAUAUUUAUAUCUCAAUCUUAUUUUCGCGAAUAUAACUUGAUUUUAGUAAAAACUAAAUACAUUAUUGUCAAAAAAUAGUUAUUUUCGCCAAAACUAACCCUAUUUUCAUAUUUACAUCAGAAUCUUAUUUUCGCGAAAAUAACAUUAUUUUUGCCAAAAAAUUACUAUAUUUUGGUCAAAAAUGUUAUUUUCGCCAAAACCUAUUUUCAUAUUUCUUAAAGCUAUUUUCGCGAAAAUAGGUUAUUUUCGUAUUUUAGUCAUACCGUAUAUUAAGAAAUACCAGGCGUUUAAGACAAGCUUUAAAUAAAUGUUUGGGCCUCUCGAAGCACUGACAAAUAUUAUAGACAUGUGUUCGAAGCAAAGAAACAAUAAAGACACGAAUGAAUGAUUGAAUGAAUGAGCGAACGAACGAACGAUAAUACGACAGGACGAUUAUGAUAAUGCAAUAUACUAUCGUGUUUUCACCAUCGUACUAUCAACAUUUCGCGUUUUCGUUAUCGCGACAGUACGAUGAUGAUAACGCGACAGUACAAUGAUAAAAAGUGCAAAGGACGGCUAUAUGUCCCCCGCCGUUGUUUGUUUAGUAUAUUUUGUUUUUCUCGCAACCUGACUUUCUGACCAAAAUUGUACACAACCACUGGUCAAGAGUGGGAAUAUAGAAAAUACAAGUUGUUUGAUCGGUAACCUAAAUAUUCUUGGAUAAAUGAACAUAUUAUAAAAGGAUAUUUGUUAAACUUAUUCAUAUUUUGUGUAGGAUAGGUAAGAUCAAUGUCAAGGCUAUUUUGACUAAAGAGAGAAGGAAAAUGAGUCCUUGAUUUAAAUAACAUCGAUGAAAUAGCAAGCCUUAAGUAUUUUCGAUACAGUGCUACGUAUAUAUAUUGUGGUGACGUCAUAACAUUGUUUUACUGCUUUUG